Daphnia magna is the source of this 12886-nucleotide messenger RNA. RefSeq names its product integrator complex subunit 1 (gene IntS1). Gene Ontology annotation, cellular component: integrator complex. The transcript is spliced from 37 exons. Gene Ontology annotation, biological process: U2 snRNA 3'-end processing. Lineage: Eukaryota; Metazoa; Arthropoda; Branchiopoda; Diplostraca; Daphniidae. The coding region runs from base 76 to 6471 and encodes 2131 amino acids. The record is from RefSeq and is a predicted model, not a curated record.
AUUACCACAUAGACACAGCGGAAUGAGCGAAACAUAUCAUUUCGAUGAGGUGUUUCCCGCCGAUAAGUCGUAAGAAUGGAACGGGGUAAGAAUUUGCCGCCGAAGAACACGAAAUCAAAACCUCUUGGCUUUUCCGGAGAUUUUAUUGCUCUUGGGCCAAAGCAAAGUAGAGCUGAGACAGUUGAUGCAAAAAAAUCGGCAUCUUCCACUUCAGGAGGGCCCUCCAAACCAAUACAGACUCCUCUUCCUUCAUUGGGUCCCUCAGAUAAAAAGCGUGAAGCAGCCCCAACUCCAUUGUCAAGCUCAUCCCAGAUUCCAGCCAAGAAGUUGAAACCUGGAAUUACCAAUGCAGGAACAUUCACUGCUUUAGGAAGGCCUUUAAAAAUAGUUGAUCCACCCAGUCCAAGUUCUAGUGGAAAUAGAUUAGAGCCAUGGGAAGAUGCUGCUAUUGAGGUUGAUGCAUCUGAUUUGUUGAAUGUGAUUGGAGAAGCUGAAAGUAAUGAAGAUGAAGAAAGAAUAGAAGCAAUCCUUUGUGGAUCUGUUAAGCAAUUGAAAACUUUUAGUUUGAAUCAACGAAACAAAGUGGAGCCUAUUCUAGCAUUAGCCCUCGUCUAUUUGGCUAAAUGGCGAUCACACUACUUCAACACGGAAUUGAUCGUUGAAGCUCUGCUGGUCUUGUUGAAGCGGGAUGUUACGGCUAGCAUUGGUCCCUUCAAAGGACGAACAACUGCCGCGGCUGCAUCCCUGGCUUGCAAUUUGCUGCUGUCUGGGUUAGAAGAAUCAGCAGAAUGGCCGGAAUCUUUCUUGAAAGUUUUUGUGGAAGAUUCAGUUGGAGAACGCAUCUGGGUCGAUCGUGAAGAAUGUCAGGGAUUUGUUGAGAAUAUCCUGACGGCAUUCAAUACCAAAGUUCCUUCUAGGAACAUUCUUCAACAAGAUAGUAGUACUGCCAGUGGUCUUGGGUCUUCUGGCGCAGCUAAUUCCCCUAGUAUCAAUUCGCUCGGAGUCCUCGGUCUUGAAGAUGAAGCCAGCGUUGAUUCAGAUAACAGUCAAGGUGGACUGCUACGAGGUACAACUCAGCUAGAUCAACAGCAGGUGCGAGUUAUUCCACGUUUUAACCAUCUUAAAGACAUGGCAGAAGCGCUUGUCAUGGAAAUAGUGAACCAACAUUUAAGCAGACGACAGCAGCCGGCGUCUGAUCUAACUACGAGAAACUUCCUGAAAUUCAUGGCGUCAACUUCUGGUUUACCAGCAGUGCGAGCGCAAGCUGCCCAGCGAUUAGAAAUGUGGCUCUCUAAUCAAAAACUUGUGAGACCAGCCACUGAUCUUUUGCUGUCAGUCUGCCUAAAUUGCAGCACUGAAGUUCAAACAGAUACGGAUGUUCUGAAUGCUCUUCUUCGUUUGAGAUUGAAGAGUAAACCGCUGCUUCAGUCGUAUUUAACUUGUUUCAAAGAACUGGUUGAGCAGCAGGCCGAUCAGCUUCCUCUGAUUGUACGAUUGCUGAUCUUCAAUGAACUUUCACCUUCGCGAGGACCCAAUAAUAUGGCAGUACUAGCAGUAUUAGUUCAGCCUUGGCCUGAUCGUGCUGCUACCAUUUUAGCGGACGUGUUUAUGGAAUUGCUACUUAAUCGUGAUGAUUAUCUACGGGCUCUCAGAGCACUGUUGCGUGAAGUUGUGCGCGCUCUCCGCCACGACUUACCUUUGGUAACAUUCUGUGCAGCUCUUCUUCAUGGAUGUAUGCAAGACAGGCGCAAAGCUGCAAUCAGAGAAUUCGAGUUCAAGGAUCGGCUAUUAAAUUCGUUGGCGGAUUUGACCACGUUGUGCAUUUUCCUGGCUAUCAGCCCAAGUGUACGUGAAUCUGCAUCGUUGGUUGCUCGUGGGGAUUUGAGAGAGAUGGAACUCUUCCGACAGUUUCAUGUGCAAGCAUCUGCCGUACAAAGAGAAUCAAUCAGCUGGUUGCACGUGGCCAUUCCAUCAAUAUUUGAACCUAAUCGCGCCGACUAUAUUCACUGCCUUCGAAAGGUGUUGUUCAUGGAAACUGCAGAGCACUAUUACAAUAAAGAUGGUUGGCCACCUGAAUCGGAUCGAGCUAUUAUGAUACGGCUGGCCUCUGAAAUUCCCGUUAUGGAGGAAACACUACUACAAAUUUUAUUGAUCGGAUUGUCAAAAGAUCAUCCGUUGACCGCUCCGGAUACAUUGGAACUGGCAGACCAGUUACUAAGACGCUGUGCAGCUGUUCAUAAUCAAGGUUUCUUGAUGCUUGAGGCUAAUAAUCAAGACAUUUUUGACAUGGUUCUUCGACUUACUGCCUAUCACUAUCCGGAAAAUAUUGCCUUGCCACCGGGCUACGCUCCGCCAAAUUUGGCAAUUAGUACUCUUUAUUGGAAGGCUUGGCUGAUGCUUUUGAUGCUGAUUGCACAUAAUCCUGGCAGCCUUGGAUCCGAGGCCUGGAACUCGUUUCCUACGCUUCGUGCGUUAAUGGAAAUGUGUAUUACAAACGAUUUUACUACCUCUUCUGGCUCUACGGACCAGACAGAGCUGCAAAUGGCAGCGAUCGAGAAGCAAACCAUCUUGGAAUUUGAAACACACUUGGCAGCCGCCUCAACUAAAACAGUUAUUACCGAGAAUAAUUCGUUACUGCUCAGCCAAUUGACGUCACUCGAUCCACGAGGUCCCACUCGUCGCCCACCUCCGGCGGUCAUUGAACAACUUCGAACUCUAAACACUACUCUGCGACUGGGUCAUCUUCUUUGUCGUAGUCGCCAACCGGACUUUUUGCUUGAAAUCCUUCACAGGCAAGGAGCUGCGCAAUCAAAGCCUUGGUUGGCAGAAUUGGUCGAAUCCAACGAAGGCGCGUGGAACGUUCUACCUGUUCAAUGCCUUUGCGAAUUCUUGCUACAUGAAGCAGCUGAAGAUCUACCAGCUAACGAUGUUGUAGAUGAUAGCAAGCAACAGCUGGGCAAACGCAAAGAACGUCGGCAUAAACAUCAACAGUUGGUGCAGCAUCUCAGGUUAUUGUUAACUGAUCCGGACCAACUACCCGAAGCCUGCCGUGAAGUACUAGACUACUUAAUGAGACGCUUGAGUGCUCAGAAAGCUCUUUCGCGUCAUCAAGCUCUUACCGCGCUGAGUGUAGUCUUGGCUGUUAAAGAAGAUGAUAUCAGCAUGAGCGAUGGGGUUUGUUCUUCAGACGGGGCGGGAGGCGAAUCUCAAUUCGCGUGGCUCGUUCAUCAUUUGCCUACCAUACCCCACUUUCAGGCCGUACGUCCUGCAGUGAUUGCCGCCCUACGUGCUGCCUUCCUGGUUGAAACGCAACCCCAAGCCGUAGCGGCGUACUUGAGAUUCUUAUCUACCUGCGCAUUGGAGGAACCAAUUCAGGAUCAAGCAGAUCUUAGCUUGGAUUUGGCGCAAGUAAUUGUAGAGCGUAGCAGUUUAAUUGCUGCUCUUUUACCUUCACCGUCAAAUAAAACACAACAAGCUACAAAAACGUUGGAAUGUUUGUUACAACUUUUUUGGCACUACCUCCUUAAAGCUCGAGAACCAAACAAAGGAGCGUACACUUGGUCGGAGAAUCAAGAUCAAGUUCUAAUACAAUGGCAAACUGGCGAGGCCGCUUCACUUCACAUUCUGGUCGUCCACGCCAUGAUUAUCCUGUUGACCUAUGGAGCCCCUCAACUUGAACAACAUUCGACCUGUUUCGAACGACUGUUAGAAAUUUGGUUUCCUGCCAGCGGUGUACAACCUCAGGCCUACUUAGUUGAAACUACUGAAGAAGCAUUCCUUUACCCCGACUGGCUUAAACUUCGUAUGAUUCGAUCCCCGGUUGAUGUUCUGGUAGAAACGGCUUUAAAAGAUCUGGAGCCGGCCCAGCUGAUUCUCUUCAUUCAGUCCUUUGGCAUACCUGUAUCAUCCAUGUCAAAACUUCUGCAAACUCUUGAUAGGAUGGUACACGAGAAUCCUUUUGCUUUUGUAGAGGUUGACAUGGACAAAGUUUAUAUUCAACAACUACUGCAGAUUCAAUGGGCGAGGGGAGCACGAGGUGGAUUGCAUUUUGCUGACAUUAUGCAGUUAGUAGAUCCGGAAUCUCGUCCAAUUGUGGAUAGCAAAGCGUUUAACCUCUCAUUGCGGCCUCCAUUGGAUAUUUCGUCCGUUUCAUCCAAUAUGAAUUCAACAUCGACUGGUUCAGUUAUAACUGUGGAUCAUGCGUCCGCAGUUCUGCGUCAGCUAUUUGACAUCAAAACAGUUAUUAGACUCAGCCAACUGGAGAAAAACAAAGCCUAUCGAAUGUUAAGCAAUGCGUUAACUUUUGAAACGCGUGCCUCCAGCCGGCCUUCAACAGAGGCUUGUGCCGUCGCUUUGGAUAAUCUGCUGGUGUCUGCUAGUGGAUCGCGGAAUGAUUUUGAACUUUUGUUGGCAGCGCUAGAGCGUCAACCCGCUUUUUCUUGUGGCUUGCUUCGGCUUUUGACCUCAGCUGCUACUUCAUCAACUGGAUCUUUAAUGAGAAAUGGAUGCCUGCUGCCGACUGUCACGAAUAUUUGCCAAAAAAUAGCUCCAGUUAGUCCCGACGGACAUUCUUCGUUAAAAAGUAUUGCCCUUCAGUUUGUCAAGACCCGUGGAUUGUUACGGUCCGAAUCAACACCUGCUGAUCUCAACACGCUGGAUCUGUCCUCAAAACGCUUGGAGCGUCAUUUACAACAACUGGCCGCUCGUGCGUUGGAGACAAACGACACUCGUUCGCUAGUUAAAAGCAUCGUCAGUAAUUUGAGCCAAAAUGGUUCCAAGGAGAAGUCUGCAGGCCUUUUAGUCGAUUGGAUGGAAUUGUUAGAUCCUGAAAUUAUUACAGCCCAGCCUGAUCUCGAAACGCGUUUAUUGUUCGGCAAAACUUUGCAUCCGCCAUCCUGCCGCCCGUACGGUCUUGCAAUGCUAGUACACCAGGCCAGUUGGGCUACACUACGCAAAUGCAUUCAUAAACUGCUUAGCACCCGCGAUGGCGACACUUUUGAACCAAAGGUUGUCCUGGAUUUUCUAUCGGCUCUGAUCAAAGUACCCAAACUCUGGCAGGGUAGAGAUAAGCACGUGCCGAAACAUCAACAGCCAGAAGAGCUGCUUAACCUAAGUCAUCAACAGUUGUUUCGAUUAGCUGAAUAUAUCAUGAGUGAAUUUGCUGGGCAGAGCUGCAAUGAGAACAAGAAACAUGCUCAGCACUUGCUUCAAGAACGGAGUCAAUUGCUCCUCUCCUGUUGCGGUGGUUCCUCAAAAGUGGAAGUGUUGUUGGCCCGUGAUGUGGCAAAUCUGGCGUGCAGUGCCGUGAAGAGUGAGCGGCAGAUAGCUGCCCAGCAAUUAUUGCUCCAGCUUUACGUUCGAGCUCCUCAUAUUAUUACACGACUACCCAAAACAUCUUUUGCCGAAUUUGACGGAAGCAAAACCUUAUUGACGGCCGUUCCUUGCGCGAUCGAUUCCAUGGCCUUGACGCUAAUUUCUUCCGUUACGUCCCCACAACCUGGCAAAGACGGUGCCAGAAAGAUGGCCGACUACGAGUCAGCACUCCGCAAAAUGGCAGCCACUCAUCCACUUUUACUAUUGAGACAGUUCUCUUGCCUAGCGGCAGCACUUCGAGGACGUUCUCACCUGGACGUGUUUGUUUUGCGUUCGCGGAAUUAUCUGAAUGUAUUUUCGUGCGUUCUUGGAAUAGCUCAGCAACUGAGCGCUAACCUGUUUACCCCAGAUCAUCGUGAAGCCCUUGAGGACAUGUUGAACUCAUUCUGGUGCCUAUUUGGCAACCAGCGCGCAGUGAAAGAGUCGAUUGGCCCAUUACUUCAGAAAUUCCUACAGUUUUUACUGGAUUUUGUGGCGACAGCCCCUUUCGCCGCAUCGCACUGCCUGCAACAGCAUGUGCCUUUAUUGCAUGAUCUCCAGGUGACCCAUCCGGAGAUGACGGCUAUAAAGGAUCUCUUGUCGGCGUUAUCGCGACCUCGACCCACUGAUAACGAGGAGGACCGCCAGCCGGCAAUAGUCCCAACCCGCCCCAGCAUCCGACUAGGUCCCAUUCUGGCCAGAUUACGUCAAUCUGAUAAUUACGAAGAGGUGGUUGCUGUGCUUCAAGAUCUGGAGAACGUCUGCGGUCGAGUGGUUUGCGCUCCGCUAGAAGGAGCUGUUGCAGAUUUGCGCCCACUCAUGUCGUCGUCCAACCAAACAGUCCGCAACAUGACGUACAUGCUCAUCUUACGCUACCUGAAAGAAAGUCCGAAUGCGUCCACUGAUUUAUUACCGGAUUAUCUGGACUGUCUGGAUAAUCGAAAUGCCGCUGUCGUCACAACAGCCCUAGAACGCUUACCCGAUUUCCUACUACUUUGUCAAGAAAACGGGGAUGUCUUGAUUCAAAAAGCGUUCAAUCUCGCAGUCGAAAGCGGUUACAACACGCUAACCAAUCUGAGUGAAGCUGUUAUGCUCCUGCAACACCAAAUGGGCACAUAAUAUUUGUAGUGAAACCGGUUACAAUUUAUGGUGGGUUUUCACUACAUAAUUUUUUUUUUUAUUAUUCUUUUUUUUUUAUUUUGUUUUAGAAUUUCCGACAAAUUUGUGGUUGAAAAUUAAAACUAAAAAAAAAAAAAAAAAUAUAUAAACAGCAAAGAAAUUCAACGUCAUCAACGAUGUAUUUACACACAUUCCGCUAUACGUAGAACAUGGAUAAUGGGAAUUAAUCAGAGAAGAUUUCUACGAAAUAACAUGAAGCGCACGUUGUUUGAAAAAAAAAAAACCCUUUUCCUUAUUUAACGAAUGUCUGAUGUUUUUUUCUUUCUUUCUUUGGGGUGAGGUAUAUUUACACACCAAUGGAACGCCGAAGAAAAACCCGGAAGCCUUAUUUGUUCAUCGGGAAAAAAGAAAACAGAAAUAGCUGAUAAUUUUGAAUAUAGUCAAGAUAGAACGAGAGGGCGCAGCAGCAAAAAGAAGGAUAACAAAGCGUUUUGAGAGUUUUUUUUUUUUUUGUUAUUAUUAUUGUUGUUGUGAUUUAGUAGACCAUAACUUCGCAUAGAACAGAGAAAAAGAGGCGAGAUUUGCGGGUGGCCACGGCCGAAGCUCGGAUGUAGAGAUAGCGACCUCGAAGAUCAUCUUGGCACUGGAUAUGGAUGCGUGGCUGGAAAAGGCUGUCAUUAUUGCGAUUGACCUGACCACAAGACCCUUCGGCGAGCAGAUCGGCAGUCUCCAAACGAGGUUUGUUGGACACGUACACAGUAAGUUUCUCUAAAUUGGUCUGGUAGUCACGGUAAGUGGCCGUCUUGUCUGUUGACAAAUGGGAUUCUAUUUCAUUUGAUUGAUUUAUUUUUAAGACUCGUUAUUGUUGAUUACCUUGACCUUUACCCUGCCAAGUAGCAAUAACAACACCGUUGAUGUUGUGUUUCUUGCCAAGAUCGACCAUCCAAACAGGAUUUUCCACAAAGUAAUUGUCGAGAAUGGCGCAACGAUGUAGGGUUGCGUCUGAAUCGCCGUCCACUGCCAGCGAAGCCCGUCCGUAUUUCCAAUCUUUCCACAGAUGGCGCUUGUCAUUGAGCCACGUAUUGUGGUGAUAGGCCAAGUUUUCCACUGCAAGCGCAACAAAACACAGUGAUGGCAUUAGAUACAUGGAAAGAGAUCCAUAUCAAGCGGAUUGCAAGCGAUCAAGCAGGCAACAUUGGAAAUGGUUGGGAAAAGGAAAAAGAAAAAAAAAGCUUUUUGUACGUCAUCGAUCAAACCGUAUGUGUUGGCUGUCGUUAGAGUUAACAAAAGAGAAGACGCAAUGGAAUGAAGAACACACAAAAAAAAAAAGGGAAAGUAUUUUUUUUCUCUUUAUAUUUAUAUAUAAAUAGGAACGUACUACAUCCGGAGACUGCGUUGACGUGGAAGAAUCCCGGGCCGCAGUCACCGCCUGCUUUGUGAGGGCAACCCAGCAGGGCGGCGCGUAAGCCGAUGCCAUGCCGCCAGGUCAUUGGAUGAAGACGGACGUAUCGGGCACUGAAAGGAUGAUUGAGCAAAUAGCCGAAAAAUGGAGAGACAAAUGUUAAGCAAAUAAUAUAGGAUUAGGUUGCCUCCGAGUGGAAAGAAACCAUUUGAGAGCGGGACCUAUGCGACUAAACGGAAAGGUCAACACUGUCUUGGGAACGGCGAGGCUGGCUUUAUGGGCAAGCAGAAAAACUGGUCCACUUGGAGGGAAGUAAAAGACGGACUGCAAAUAAAGAUGUCGGCACAAUAGACACCCAACUGCUGAGAUGAAUUCAUGGCAGUAAAUGACUUUUGGAGAGCAGAAAAAAAAAAAAAAGGCCGACAACAUCCUCAACCGAAAAGCCCUUUGAGAAGUUACGACCCACUUGAAUGCCAAAAGAGAGGCUUUGACACACGGGCAAAUACUUUGGGCACGAAGCGCCACCACCACGCGAAGAAAGAGAGUUUGCUAUGACUUGUGCUCAAUAUUUGGUUGUGGCUCAAAUCCUCAUCUUUAUUCUCUCCUACUUUCUGCGCCGAGAAAGCCAGCCAUGGUGUAGUGGAGGCAUCAGAGUCCCAUUUGAAUGCGCUUUUAGCAAUGAGCGUCGCCAAUACUAUCCGUGUAAAUGGAGAGUAUGAAAGGAAUCAGAAAGCAAAAGGAGCCACUAGAGAUAACUAAUGUCCCCCGAUGGUUAGCCUCUCUUUAUCACUGCCCAGCCGUGAACGUAAGAAGAAAAAGAGGCGAUAAAUUCUAUUAGACGUAGAUGGAUCGAGGUGGUUGCCGUCGCGAUAGGAGAACCAUAGGAGUGUGUCGUUGCUGUACGACAGAGUGUAGGAGCUGACCCAGGAAACGUGGUGACGUUGUUUGCUCUCCCAUCCGCCAUGGCCGCGUGUCACGACGCCCGUAAUCUGUCUGGGCGGACCCAAGUCGUAUUGGAUCCAUUGAUCCGCUAAUUUAUGACAUAGACAACAGCAAAGAAAUGAAAAAUGAAGCGCACCAUCCCGUAUGGCUGAAUAGGUGAGCAGAGUCCGGCUGGCAGCUGUGCUUUUUGGCCGCUGUUGGAACGGAACUGGAAGUCAAUUUGACGUUUGGCGAUUCAGUAAUGACCUGGUUACAUUCUGCGUUGAUUUGGAUUGAAUUUUAAAUGAGGUACUUGGAAGAGAACAAGUUGAGAAAUCUGAAAAGACCUUGGCAACCGACAAUUUCCAGCCGGAGACUGGGCCGACCUCUCCACUCGAUGACGUGCAGCCGCACGAAACGUGUUUGAAGUGGCGGAUCGAGCAGGUUGUAUCGGACGCUGGAAGCGUCGACGUUGCCGCGAUAAACACGUCGAUUUCCAUUGCCAUCGACGACGUAGCUCCACUUGAAAGCGUCAACGCUAUAGGAGAUGCUGUAGGCGCUAACCCAUUCAUCCGCUUCCUCUCGUCCCUGCGUCAUCAGUCCCGUGACCUGCCAUUGAAAUUCGUUUUUCCAUUUAUUUCCAGACGUUCAGAUGCAAACUUGAUACUGAUAUCGCUAAUAGACCUAUCGAAUGGAAACAACAAAGAAAUCGGAGCUUAAACUGCGCCAGACCUGUGAUAUGACGCCCAAGUCAACCAGGAUCCAUUCGCCGACGGAACGAUGUUUAGCGCACCAGGCUUUGUUCCCACUUUGAUAGAGCCGUGCGUACUUUGGCUGGCACGAACCACCUUGAUUGUUGUACAUGCCAACUCCACCGCCUGCUCCCUGGCUGCUGCUGCUGCUACUGCUACUGCUUGCAAACUCCGUCAGAUCGCCCACGCCCGUCCAUUGGGAACUGGAUGCAAUUUGCCAAUCUUGGAUCGAUCCGGAGCUCAUUCCCAAUAGACGAGGGCAUUCCGUCGUCGAGGCCGUGUCUGCAGACUUGCCUGUAAAAUGCACUCCCCCCGCGCAAGUCGAGUAUGUAGUAGAUACGUUCAAUAAUCUAACAAGACGGAAGAAAAAGAAAAAAAGUGAGCUCACCUGUGGCGAGAUGAACCGAUGAGGUCAGCUGAACGAGGAGGAGGAAGCUGACAACAAGGCAAGACUUUUCGAGAGUGAGAUGAAACGAUCGGCCACAAUUCUUCGUCAAGCAUUCACCGGCACGGGACAUUGGACUCCUGCUGCGUCUAGCUGGAUCAACCCAGCCGCUUCUUCUGCGACCGCUCAGUUUCUUCUACAAAGGCACUUGAUGGUAAAGGAUUGAGGCGGGAUCGAAUGAUGGCUGUUGGAAGUCUUGAGAUUUUGGGCGAGGAAGAUGACAGAAAACUCAUCCAUCCAUCGCAGUCGUUUGAAAUUUCGGGGGAGGUUAAACCACAGGGCGUAUGAUGACACCGGAAGGGGAACCCCGUGACGACGUCUUCAGAUGCUGCUGCAUUUUGUCUGCACGCUAGAGGGACCGGCAGUCAAGUCACAUGACGAAUGUAUCCUCUUUUUUCUUUCUCCGAAUCCCUCAGCUACCACAUCAUCAUCCCUGCAGAGAUGGGUGUCAAUUCCAUGACUUUCUCUUACUGUUUAUCUUUAUCCAAUAUCAACAACGUACUCCGAGGAUUGCACACAAGCAGAAUGGCAUAAGCUUCAAAGGUCACGUUAUCCGUGUAAAUCAAUCAAUUAGCGCGUGGUGCUAGAGCGAAAUUGUGCAGUGAGAUUGAAGAUAAGAAAGAAAAAAACAAAAAAACAAAAGGAGUGUAGUUGUUAUUUAUAGCAACAGCAGGAGCACCAAGCACUCGAUCAAUUACACACUAUACAAGUCCAGUCUUUUCAAGAUGCAUUCCAGUCGGCCGCCGGUCAAACCGACCUCCAUGGCCAUCAAUCACGCCGGACAUGUAACCAGAACCUUAUAAAAUUAAAAAAAAAAGGAAAACGCUUUCCAACAGCUGCCACCCUAUUUACGACUUGGAUUAUAGUAUUAAAGCCAAAAAAAAAAAUAACAAAGAAAUAAAAAUGUCUGAUGUAUUGAUGAAAUUACCCAUUGUGAUGAGCAGCGUGAAACGCCGCAUCCGUCCGCGGGAAUCUUCACGCUGCUGUGCUGACACGAGGCUUCAAACCGAGUGCUGUUUGUUUCAACAACGUGGCCAUUUAACCAUGUUAGUAAUUUCUUAUUUUCGAUUCGAUUAUUGUUACUUGGACGAAGCCCUUAUCCGUCUUCUCAGUUGGAUUCCUGACAAUCAACAAAAACCGGCUCGACAGGUUUCCUCUUCCUUUUAUUUAAAUUUCUUAUAGUGUUAUCUGUCCUUUUAAUUUUGUUGUGUAAUUUCGUCUUCGUUAACCAUAGCCCCCGUAACUAGAUAAAUCAAAGUGGGAGGAUUCGUAGCGAGCCGGCCGGCUUCGUAUCCCUUCCUCUUUGUAUACUGUUUAGAUUGUUUUGCGAUUCCUAGACAGCAAUUCGUAUAAUGAUGUAGAUGAGAGAUAAGUGGAGAAAGGGUAAAACGCAUUCUUGUUUCUUAUUACAGGUUCACGCAGAGAUGAUUCGUUUUCUCUGAUUGCGAUGAAAAUUGAUGGCCUCGAGGCUGCUCUUCUUUUUUUGAGUCGCUAUGCUUGUCUCGCGGUGAUGGGUGGUUCACAAAUCAUCAGAGAACUAAAGUGAUGCUUUGUAUGAAUCUUGAUUUUUUUUUUUUUUGGGGGGGUUACUCUUUGGUCUGCGCGACACGCAACAGUUAACCAUCGGGAAAUUCUAAACUCGUGCUGCUAUCCCUUUAUUGUGGUAUGUUUUUAAAGCUAGUUUUUGGAAGUAAUUACUCUCACAUUUUAAGUGCGUGAUCAACUUGGGGCAUUUUGGCAAGCGUUCAGUUGUUCCCUUUUGAUUAAAUCGAUUAAAUUGAGGUGUCAGAUUACGUCGCAAUGUAGACCCAUAAAUUGACUAUUAUGAUUAUUUAAUCUAUUUUGUUACAUAGUACUUUUUGCAAUGAUAACUUGAAACGAUUGACACUAGUCUACUGAAAACUAAACGUCGUACAAAUUAUAACUAUUAAAAAACUACUAAUUGAAAAUAUUUAGAAGUAUACUUGUCUGCCAUCUAACGACCUCUUUUUGUAACUAGACUUUUGUGUACGGGUAAACCGUGCGUUGACAUUUGACGUUUGGGGUCAAUCCGCGCGGAUUUGACAAAUCCGAUGCGCGACCAAAACUCGGAUUUCGUUGAAAUUUGAUGUCUUGAAAAUUCGCAGCAGUGGCACCACCUACUUCAAAACCCAACUUUAAACCCAUCCAGUCUCCCACCUCUCCAUAAGAGAAGUCCGACUUUUUUGUAAAUUGUAUUGUGUUUUUUUAUUGUCCUUGAAUUUAUUUCAUGUAGCAACAUACGUGUUAUUGAAAAAAAAAAGUUGAAGUCGGGAUUAUUUUCUUGGCAGAAUUUCCGCUAGAUGGCAAUGCCAGUGAGAGUACUUCUCAAAACAAUGGGCAAAAUUAAAUUAGUCAAACGGUUCGUCUGCUUCGGAAAUAGUUAAUCUGCUUCAAGAGUCGGGUUGAUGUAAGCACUUUCAGGAUUGAAGGAUCUCAAUAAAUAUGAAAGCCAGCAUAUUUACAAGUUGUAAUUCAGAAGUUGAACAGCCAUUAUUCACCCUGAAAGCCUUCAACGGGAAGAAUGCUUGGCAGGGAAUGUGAGUGAAAGACACCAAAUUUGAGAUUUGUGAGAUGCACCUGAUAAAACGAGAAGGACACAUUUUUAGGUAGUGGCAACUGUAUGGCAAACACUUUGCAAGAUAUGUUUAUAUGUUACUCUCAACUGGACAUAGAGAAUCACUUACAGCGUACCCUUAUCACCAGAAAAAAACCAUCCUCACCAUUAUCACCAGAAACUCAUAGCUGUGAGGUAGAGCGACUGCCUACGGAAGUCGAAAGUAAUGAGUUCAAAUCGCAAUUAAAUUAUAUGUUUGAAUAUGUUCUGUAUAGUUCGAUGAUCGUAUGUUAAUUUUAAUUUACUUUCAACCAACAUUA